Molecule: messenger RNA, 1559 nt
Organism: Pelobates fuscus (common spadefoot toad)
Lineage: Eukaryota; Metazoa; Chordata; Amphibia; Anura; Pelobatidae
Gene: KXD1
Product: KxDL motif containing 1
Exons: 5
Coding region: 51-641 (196 amino acids)
Biological process (GO): lysosome localization
Cellular component (GO): BORC complex
Source: RefSeq, a predicted model, not a curated record
AGGAAGUGCUUGACUAUUGCCGGUGGCUGCAUGUUGGGGGAGAGUUAUUGAUGAUGAGCAAGGAUUUGCAGGAUUCCCAUGGCCAUCUGACUCCCCCGGCCACUGACCCAGUAAUGGAACCAACUGCUUCAGGAGUAUUUUGUAGCAGGAUUCAAAAUAUGGUUAACUCUGAAGAUGUAAAUGCUAUUAUUCUGGCUCAGAGACACAUGCUUGAUCGGUUUGAGAAAACCAAUGAAAUGCUGCUUAAUUUUAACAAUCUAUCUAGCACACGAUUGCAGCAAAUGAAUGAUCGGUUUGUACAUCACACUAAAACAUUGGUGGAGAUGAAAAAGGACUUGGACAUGAUCUUCAGGAGGAUCAGGAUGUUAAAAGGGAAGUUGUCAAAGCAAUAUCCAGAGUCGUUCAGCAGUGUCCAUGAAUCCCCGGUCUUAGAAGAGGAUGAUGAUUUUGACCCUACACCCAAAAGUGCAGCAACCACUAUUGCUACAUCAGAACAAAGCACAGAAUCCUGUGACACCAGCCCCUCUAUUAUUUCCCCAACAUUGAGCCAAGACUUCGAGGACUUGUCCCAGGCUCCGUCCGACACCCCAUCUGUUAAUGGCCAACUUCUGACAGACGAUGAGUUGGCCCAUGAAGACUAAUGGUCUGGAAUGGGUAGAGAAUCUGAGAGUCGCUACUGAGGGCAUGUGUGAUUUUCUUUUCACCCCUCAGAGCAAUGCAUCGCCUAACAGUGGGGUAAAUGUCACGGAAGAUGGAAGUGAGCAUGGUGCUGUUAACCCAGGGUCAACGUGGUUCUGUAUGCACACAAACUGAGGCAGUACUCUUUCCAAGACUGUGCUCUCUUUUCUUCCAUCUACUCAGCUGGUGUGGUUUGUGCUAUUUUUCCUGUUUGCUCUAACACCUUUCCAGUGCCCUGCCAAUAUAGAUGUAUGAACAUACUCCUAUAUUUCUCCUACUCCGUAUCAACUUUACUCUUUUUAUUUUUAACUCUCUUUUCAUUUUUCUUCUUCUUGAUAUUAGUCUAUGAUUUAUAGCUUUUACAGUCUGCACUAACCAGUGUAACUUUUAAAGGACAUGCUUUAUAUGGGUACAAUGGAGAUAUAUUGAACAGCUAACAGUGUAGGUUCAAACAUGAUUUGUAUUUCAUUACCUUUAAUAUUCAGCACAUGUAGAUGUGGCCGCAGUGGACACAGGCUACUUUGAGAUAAUUGCUAUGUAACAUUUAACACGUUUCUCACCCUUACAUAUUUAGUUGUAAGUUAAAGCUAAUGUAUAAGCACCUAAAGGCACAUAGUGUGUUAAACAUGAAUAGCCAAUGCCUUCUUAUAGCCACAGUAGCUGUCUAUAUGUUCUGAAUUUGUAAGGUAUAAAAAGUUAUUUACGUGUUUGAUACUUGCUGCUUCUUUAGCUUACCCAUGCGAAGCCUGACUUUCAACAAAUGACUUGCCUGCAUUCAGCUAAAAUCCAAUGCAACAGCACAUUUACAACACCUUAAACCUCAUUUUGGUCUAACUCUGUAUGUAUCUCCCAUUAAAAAAAAAACAAAAAAAAAACACAAA